GGGUGCAGCUGCUAAUACAGUAGCGGGUGCAGCUGCAUAUUUUUGCAAUAAAAUUGUUAUGUUGUAAUGGAAUUCAUGCAUUAGUUUUUGUUUGCUUUGAACCCAGAGCAGACGUCACACGCCAGACGACAUCAACACUGCAUACUUUAGUAUUUGUUCAUUUAUCGUGAGUAACAUCGAUAACGCAAUAUUAAGCACUGUUAUCGAAUAUUGUAGGUUUUCCUAAUAUCUUGCAGCCCUAAAAAUAAUUUAAGCCUCCUCAGCAUCUUUGUGAAGCCUCAUGAUUUUUAUGAUGAAUGACCUGCACUUGUGUAGCAGAGUCAGAGGACUCCAAACGCUUUACAUUACAGUGUAUCAUUUAUCCAUGCACACACUGAUGGUGAUGAGCUACAGUGUAGCCACAGCUGCUCUGGAGUGCGCUGUCAGAGACAGGUCCCUCCGACCACCACCAACAGGCGGGGUGUGUUAAGUGUCUUGCCCAAGGACACAACAGCAGAAUUCUCUGUCCGGAGCCGGGAUCGAACCUGCAACUUUCUGAUUACUGGACAACCCGCUCAACCUGUUACUGCUGCCCCCUUAUUUUGAGAGGUGCUAUAUAAAAGAUUGUUUUCUUUCUUCUUUCCUUCUGCGCUGUCAUCCUUUAAAGGGACUUUACGGAGUUUUGAAUUUUUAUGCUCGCGAUUGCCCCCUCAGGCCAAAAGCGUAACAGCAGCUUCAAUAGUAGGCUCGUGCACGAGGCUCGCAUGCUGUACGUGCACACUCCUUAAUGAAAAUAACAGCUGAGACAGUCAGCUCCAUGUGUGUGUGUGUGUGUGUGUGUGUGUGGCCCGGAAGACAGAGGACAGGAGAACGUGCAGCUAAUUAAUUAAAUAAUUUUUUUCUGUACCUUUCUCUUCAGCACAGCCGAUAAAGGUUUAAGAUGGGUCAGUCCUCCUGCAUGCUCUUGAAAAAUUGUUCCAAAAUGAAAGUUGAACUCACAUCUUUUUUAUCUGUGAAUUCAAUGCCGUUCGGCGAGUCUCAAAUAAAAAUUUGGGCGUCUUACUGUAAAAAAAAUACCAUUAAUGUAAAAAAGAAACUCUAAAUAAAUUAUGUUCACAUCCAGAAUCAAACCUGGGUCUUCUGCACGUAAGUCCGACGACUUACUAGGCGAGCUACUGCUUCAGUGACGUCACUUGUAUUUGUAGCAUUUUUAUCCUUGAUGACAGCUGAAACAACGUUCAAAGAACGAUUCGGAGGGCCAUGCCUGAGCGUGAACGCGCAUGAAGCAGCCUGCUCGACCCGAGCAGCUCUCUUUUUCUGUGAUUUUACAGAAAAACAGGCAAUCACAGUAAAAAUGCCAGGGCUCAUUCUACAGGACCAGGGCAUUGCAGGAGAAUAUACGAAGAAGAAAUUUAUUAUUUCUAUACAUGUUUUGGCUGUCACACUUCCAUAAUGCCCCUUUAAGUUUAAAGUUGAAAAUAGGAGCUCUGUAGUAAGGAUACAUGAAUUUAAUAAACAUCUGAAACUUGAGUUAUAUUCAGAUUCAGGCUUUACUUAAAUCUUAUGUCUCUCACUUUUCAGUAACUAGCUGUUCUAACCUACUUUUAAAGGUGCUUUUCUGGUUAGCUUUGGAUAAUUUAUGCUAAAAGUGUCAUAAUAAAAACCACCAGGACACUCUAAGGAACAAAAAUAAUUCAAUUAAGUACAUACUAUCACAGAUCUGGAAGGGAUAGAGGCAGAUUUGUUUUUUUUUUGUUAAACUAAAACUGACAGAUGUGUCACUGACACACUGCUUUUAGUUUAAGCACCAUUUGAAUGAGGACUUUUUCCCAGCACACUUCAUUCGACCCCUUGCCCUGCCUGGGAGGCCCGGGUGUUUGUUGCUGCCUCCUGGCAUAUAAAGUUUCAGAUGAGCACGUCACAUGACAGCUAGUGGAAAUUUCCACUUCUCGCUCUGAUUGUGAAUAAGAUGCUGCUGCUUAUAAACACGACCACUGAACAAGGUUUAAGGGCCGAGUCAAACUGGAGAAGUAAUAAAUACUUUUGUUGUUCAAAGUUUUUUCUGAAAAAGUCAGUUUUAGACGUUUUGGAACAAAGACUGUUCAUCAGCUAAGUGAAAUAACACAAUCUGCCCAUGUGACAUGUACAAGUUGGGGAGUUUAUUUUGUUUGGAUAAACCAUACAGUCAGUUCACUGUAUGAUGAAUAGGUUAUUAAAGAGCAAGUCACCCCCUGUCAUACACUGUCGAAAUGGAAGAAGUGCUUCUAUCUGCUCAUGUCUCAAAGAAAAUCCCAAAUCUAGAUGUAAUGAUGCCACAUGCAUGUCAGACUAAAGUUGGGGGAUAUAAAAAACUUUUCCAGGUGAUCGCUUCUGAGAUCCUCUGUGCAUAAUCCAGUCACCAGUUGGUGCUCCACAGCAAAGAACUAUGACGUGGGAAAAGGAAAAAGAAGACUGGAGCACUCAAAGUGACAAAAUAUUUAAUAGGUGUCUUCGUCAGAGUAAGUGAGUUACUCUGAUGAAGACACAAGCGGGUGUUGAAACGUUAGUCUUUUUUUGUGCAUGCACCUAUUUAAUAUUUAGUCACUUUGAGUGCUCCAGCCUUCUUUUUGCUUUUCCAGGUGAUAUUUGUCAGGAACGACAGCUACAACUGACUUACCCGAAACCUGCACACACACCAAACGCCUCAGCCGCUGUUGCCCCAAUGCUGGGAUUUUAAAUUGAACUGUAAGGUGUUGUUUUAUAUGCUGUAAAACUAAAGUAAAUGUUUGUGCAAUAAAACAAUUUGACCAACAAUGAUUCCUGCCCCCAGGAAAAGCUCCAGGUGCUGACCUCUGAUAUCACUUAACUAUCUGCCAUUGAUUUUCUAGAGGUUUUUGUUUGUGAAGCGCAGAUGUUAUUAUAUUGCAUGUUAGUGUUUCAUAGAUUUUUUUUCUUGAAGCCAGCAGAUGGAAAAAUGUAAUAAAAACUGCUGUUAUGAGUGGAGGUUCUUAUCUCCAGAGGAAGUUAAGAGUGUGGGGCAUGACAUAAACAGCACCUAAGCAUUUAUAGCUUGGCCUGUCUCAACGAAGUUUAGAAGCACAUGGCCGUUCACCUUAGCCUGGCAAGCCAGACUAAAUAUAUCAUUUAGUCUGGCAGCGCUCCAUUGACGGCUCUCAAUCGUGGAGCGGGUUCUACCGUUGUCUUUCAAACCAUCUCCACAUGUUACAGGACAAUGAACAAUGUGACAUACUCACCACAAUGGAUGUCGGUAAAUGAGGACGUCCGCUAUUGAUGAAGACAAAAAUACAUAAACUUUUCUAAAAAAAUAAAUAAAUAAAAUAACUUAAAUACAUCUUUCUGCUCCUGAUUUUAUUAAAGCCCAAGUCCAAAUAGUCCAAAGUUGACGCAAAAACCGUUUCAAACGAGCUGUCGCCAUCUUGUUCCACUAUGUUGCAUCAUCCCGCCCACCAGAGGAAUAGAGGGCCCUGAUUGGCCCACAAAGCAGAUAAAGCGCUGUGAUUGGUUCACAAAGCAGAUGGAGCGCUAUGGUUGGCCCACCAAUAUGGACAAAUCACAGCUCUCUAUGCGUUUGAAACCCCUCUAGAGAGCUGUGAUUGGCCAGCCAGAAUGCUGCUAGAUGCUGCAGAGGUUCUGAUGGAGCGUUCCUAGACCAAACUUUAAAAAGCAAGAAUUUAGGCUAGUUCACUAGGCUAGGUUCACCUCAUUUUGGCAAAUAAAUGUAACAUGUAAACAAAUUAAACUGUGUGACAUAAAAUAUGUUUUGAGUCUAGUCACACAGGGGUAAGGUGUAUGUCUGUGAGUCAUUAUCAAAUCACUAAAGUUUCUCACCCAUAGUCAUGUGUUUUCUCUCAUGAAUGCAAUGUGCUGUGUGUAAUGUUUGGUUAUGUAAUAAGGUGAGGUCAUGUAAAAAUGUCAGACUGAGGGAGAUGGUUGGAGAAAUAGAGGAAAAAGACACCAUUUUCUAACCGGGAGUUGCUGUUACUAGUUCUCUGGGGUUUCUCUCAGAGGGUUUUUGCACCACAUCACAUUUAGUGCUAGUGCACUAUCUAUCUAGUGAACUAGACCAAAUUCUUGCUUUGCAAAGUUUGGUCUAGGAAUGCUCCACUGGAACCUCUGCAGCCCCAACAGCAUUCUGGCUGGCCAAUCACAGCUCUCUAGAGGGGUUUCAAACACAUAAAGAGCUGUGAUUGGUCCAUAAUGGUGGGCCAAUCAAAGUGCUCUAUCUGCUUAGUGAACAAAUCACAGAGCUUUAUCCGCUUUGUGGGCCAAUCAGGGCACUCUAUAUGCCUGGUGGGUGGGAUGAUGCAACCGAGUGAAACAAGAGUAUGUCACAUUCAUUGUCCAGUAGCAUGUGGAGAUCAUUUGAAAGACAACGGUAGAACCCGCCCCACAACCGAGAGCCGUCACUGGAGCGUUGCCAGACUAAAUAAUACAUUUAUUUAGCCUAGCUUGCCAGGCUACUACAUCUACACUUCUAGCAUGACCAUUGGUAAGUGCUGGAUAACAGUUUGGUCACUUUUUUUUUGAAUAUUUUUAUAAAAGUAAUCAAAGUUCACGAUGAACCAAAUAUUCACAGAAUAGUGUUUUUCGUACACAUGAAGCUAAUUAGCUGUAUUAUCCAUUACUAAAUUUGUAACUGAGCUUUGAGCCCAUCUAAAAUCAGUUUUUGUAUUUGAUACGAUUGUGUUGUCAUUUUACUGGGAAAGUGGUCAUUUUCAUGAGAAACCAUUUGUAAAACCUGGUAUUUGCAAUGACACUAACCCGUGUUGUUUUCGUUUUCAUGAACCCACUGACUCUAACGGGUUAGAUUUCUAGAUCACUUGGUGUUCCCAAGAUGCUCUUGGUCAGUGAAUCUUGAUACUAUAACGUUGUUACACAGAGCAGAAGCCUUCUUACUGUUGAGACUGAUUUCCACGGGCAUUGCAAUGAAAGUAAUCUGAAGACUUACAGGCUGGUUUACUCGCAUACAGAAACGAAAAAUAAAAACUCCUCUAGUUAACUAAUUACCAGCUCAUUGGUGAAAGGAUGUGUCAUUUGUUAUCAACUUAUUAUAAACUGCGUAACAAUCAUCUCUAAUUGUCAUGCUCUUGUAAAUUUUGAGUUCCAGAUUUAAUGAUGUUAGGAAUUCAUUUUUGUUGAGCCUAAACAUACAAUUUCACUUCACUUGACAAGGAUUGGAAACGAAACAGAAAAUUUGCUACAAAAGAAAAAUGCAAGACAAGUAUUUUAAUUUUAAAAAUCUGCUAAACGUUCGUUCCCAGGGGAUGAUGUAGUACUCUUCAGUUACUUGUCAGUGUUUGACUCGAGUCCACCCUCAGGUCUAUGCAGAAAGCACGCUACGUUUGUGAACACGGGGGAGGUUGCUGUGUCUGUUCAGACGAAGAAGCCCAAAGUCAUGGUGGAGAGGGCUUUGAGUGUUAGUGUAAAGAGAAGCUAUGAUCCAAACAUCUGAAAGAGAGGCAAACGGACACAUCUGUUUCUCAAGUCCUAUCACAUUUCAGGAGCUUGUCACAGAUCUGCUCAGACUUCUGCUCUUCAGCAUGAAGGCACCGCUUGGAAUAUCCAUGAGCUCCGAUUUCCCACACUACAGUUUCAGGAUGCCAAAUAUAGGGUUCCAGAACCUUCCCCUAAAUAUCUACAUAGUGGUGUUUGGGACUGCCAUCUUUGUCUUCAUCCUCAGCCUCCUCUUCUGCUGCUACCUAAUAAGGUUACGGCACCAGGCACACAAAGAGCUGUAUGCAUACAAACAAGUUAUUCAGAAGGAAAAAGUGAAAGAGUUAAACUUACAUGAGAUUUGUGCGGUGUGCUUGGAGGAGUUCAAACAGAAAGAUGAGCUGGGGAUUUGCCCGUGCAAACACGCCUUUCAUCGAAAGUGCCUCAUUAAGUGGUUGGAGGUGAGGAAAGUGUGCCCGCUGUGCAACAUGCCCGUCCUGCAGCUCGCCCAGCAGGCAGGAAGCCCCGACCCCCCCGAGCCUGUUCAGCAGCCGUUGCCAGGUGUGGAGAAUCUGGUGUAGCGGACUCUGACCUUCUUUUUACACACACAAACAAAUAAAAAAAACACUCAUGCUCUCACAUUCACUCUUUGGUGUGAGUGUGUGUGAGGCCAGACUGGACAAACUGGAGUUAUUGUAAAAAAAAAGAAAACUGUGAUAUAAAAGCUGCCAUCAUCUCCCAUAUUUCAACCUUGGAUAAACGACGGACUUCCUGACAUCACAACCCGGACUUGUGGAUUUUUCACAACCAAAGCGCUUUUCUGAAGACCGGGAAGAAGAAAACGCAAAAGCCAAGAACUCCAACACAACUUUUUACUUUUUUAUUUUAAUCAAGCACUUUAUAAGAUGGCAAACAUUAGUUGCUUGUGGCUCUUAGUUCCAUUGUUACUUUAUAUUUUAAAUAUGAUACCUUCUUAUGGUUUAUAUUUCAAAUGUGGUAUUUUUGAUUUUCAAACCUUGGUCUCAAAGGGACAGUAGCAGGUGUGAUGGUGGGGUCAAUGGUUAGCGAGCACAUUCACACAGCAGCUUAUGCUCUGAGCGUUAGAAGUACAAGAAAUGUACAUUUAUGGAAUAUCUGCUUUUAAAAGGAAUUACACAGAUUUAAAAAAGAGUGUUUUUUAUGCUCAAGGCCUUCAGGAGCUCUCCACCUGAAAACAAGAAUUCAGAGUUACUAAAUCUGACAUUUUAACAUUCGUGCUUUGUUUUUUAUUUCUAAACCAUUUCAAAGAACAAACAACUGUAAUUUAUCUGAAUUUAAAGGUGUGGAACACUGAAAACCCAUUUUUGAAUGAUUAUUUCGGAUUAUAAUCGGCCACUGAGUUUUUCAUGCAGACUGAACAUGAAAAUAGUCUCCUACACCUAUCUCCUGCGUUAGCUUCUCUUAGCCUGACAGAUCUACGCCACACUGACAUUCAUGGACUCACCCAUCUUGACUCGUUGUUGGUUUAGCGUCCAGGAAACGGCAGAGAACAUCUUGACUAGCAGAAGCUAACCGUUAGCAUUAGCAACUCCACCACACAGCAGAACUCCUCCGGGCUUGUUAUUUGUGGAAGUAAAACAUCAGCGUUGAGAUUCAGUGGUAGAGUUGUGUUGUUAUCCAGUCUGAGGCGAGAUGUCCUAAUAUCAGGAAAUAAGACUCCAAAACCGGCGCUCGGAGCUCGGCUGUGAUGGGGCUCACUGCUAGUUCCUGGAAAUGGAACCGCGAAAGUACGACUUACAAGGCAUUCAUCAGAGGCCAGUGCAAAUGUAUUGAUUAAACGAGUGUCCCACACCUUUAACAGAAUCUCUUGAGGUGGCACGGGAGGUUUCCGUUGCUCUUCAGCUGAUAAUUUGAAUGUUUUUGAUGCGUUGGUUUAUAUUAAGGAUUUGCCUGUUUAACAAGAACAAGAUAAAAAGAAAGAAAUGUCAAACCUUUCAAAGAAACUGAAGGUUGCACCACAUAUCCUGCAAGUCAAAUAGAAAUCCUUCCUUUAAAAUGUGCUCAGUCUUUAGUUAUAUUUAUUUUUCUACCUUAGUAGAGUACAUCUAUUUAUUGUUUUCGUGUUAUUUAUAACUCUUGGUACUGCUGCAUCAAGGUACUGGAGUAAAACCAGCACCACAGUAGCGCCCUGAGCUUUCAUUUAGACGGCUGGAGCUGCCUCGCUCAGCGGGUUGUAGUGAAACAGCAUUUUCAUUCAUGCAGCUGCGGUAUUCUGGUGCUUUUGCUUCUGUACGGUACAAGGUGCUUUUGUUUAGCGGCACUCGCACAUCACCUCUGGGCUCGGCUCUUUUUGUUUGCUGCAUUUAGAAAAAUGUGUUGUUGCUCCUUUGAAAGGCUUUACUGUGGAGUCUCCCUGGUGACAUCAGUGGGUAAAAAUAGGUUUCUGUGGCUACAAAUAACAAAAGUGUGAGACGGAGCUCCUGUUUUGCAGCAUUUGGAUGAAGGCUGGCUGCAGGAUAUCCUAAUGCAUUCAAAAAUCAGAGUAAAGUAAAAACAACACAUUUAAAGGGAUACUUUGUCACUUUUUCAUAUUUUUAAACCAUUUUCUUGAGCCAGUAUGUGCUAAAAUGACACUUUACAGGGUACAUGAAAGACCACCCAGACCCUGUCGUCCCAUGUGUCCAGAAUAUUCCACUUGCAACUUCAGACUGGCGGGCCACUCUUUUGGGACUUGACUUUUGAGCUGACAUACCUGGCGCUGCAGUCUGGUUCCAGCACAUUUCCUGCAUAUUUUAGAUCAUGAGCACAGCUGAUUUAUUAUAGUUAGCGAUGAAUCACUCCUGUAGACAUUAAUGAAGGCUGGGGAGGCAUUUCAGCUGUUAAUUUAAGGUGUUAAAAAGAUGAAGGCACAGCUUCAGUUCAAGUUCAAGUUUUGCUUCAGAUUCUACAGACGGACACUAGGGGGUGCUAAAAGCAAGCCAAAGCCGCCUAGUUCCCUUUCAACACUCCCAAGCUGUAUCUCGUAGACACUUUUUGCUACUGCAUCCUGAAACGAUUAUUACUGCCGCACAUGAGAUAUUUAACUUCUGUUCUAGUUGAUGACUUCAUUAUAUGAGCUUUUAGCCACACACUGGUAUUUAUUCUUUUGAUGUUAAAAGGGAGGUUCACAGUGAUGGAUGCGAGAUAAGUUGGAGAUAGAAGGUCGUGCUCGAAUUAAAAAAACAAAACAAGGACAUCAGACAACAUCUAUAUCAGUAAUUAAUGAUUAUCGUUACAUUAGAAGCUGUGUUGAAUGACAUUUAUAAGGAUGGUAUUGAGUACAUCUUUAAACACCCCGCCGAUUGUGUGUGUGUGUGUGUGUGUGCGCGCGCGCGCGUGCAUGCAGAUUAACGUUUUCGAGACGGUGAUGUGCUCACGGUGGCUCUGACCUCUGCUGUGAGUUUCAUCUGCCCACGUGCAGAAGUGACCGCCUUUGGUUGGAAAUGUCAGCUGUUAGAUGGACAAAGCUAGAGAAACGCCAUUAACGCUCGAUUAAAAUAACCUUCAAAAUGCCACAGAGGAUCAAAACAAGUGAAGGUUCUUCACUUUGGUUAUGGCGAGGCUGCGACUGUUUCCAUCUGCUCGUCUUAGACGACGCAUCUUCCCUGCUGUAAAACGUUAUCCCCCAAACUGUCCGUUAUCCUCCUCCAUCCCACAAGAACACACGUCUUAAAGCUUUCUUAAUGGAUCUCCGUGGUUCACUUGAUAACACGAAAGCGCGCUGCUUUGCCUAAAAAAGCCACUCUUCUCACUAUUGUUAAAUGUAAGUGGAUGGUGAGCUCACUCGUACCUUCAUGUAAAGUGCUGCAUGGACGUAAUUUUCACUUUAGAAGUGCAGGAGACACGGGGUGGGGGUGGUGGGGGGUAUCUUUACGGUAUGCUCUAAUGGGAAAGGGCUUCAACACAAACGGUUGUUUUCCGCUUGGUCCUAGACCUCAACCAGUGUCAAUUUAAUACAAAGUAAUUUUAUUUUUGGAUGGUAGAAAGUGCAGGGGUCAAAACUUGACCUUGGAAAAAGUGGGGGGGAUAUGUCUCCCCCCCCCCCCCCGCCCCCCCAAUUACGUCCAUGGCUGCAUCAUGUUUAAUGUUCUCUGACACUUUUACACACGAGCUUCCCCGUUCCCCUUCCUGUGUGCCGUCCUGAUCCCGCUCAAAGUGCCAAGUCAACAUGAAGCGUUAGGAUUAGGAAUUAAAGCCUCAGCCCACAAAUUAGGAAGGCUCUGCGUUUGAGAAGAGAGGGAGUUUCUGCGAGAACAAAAAUAGAACAGGGCUGACGUGUGAGAAUUCAGAAGCAUAACGUCUUCCCACGGCUGAAAUCAUCAGCGUUGCUCCUGAGUGAGCCGUUAUAAAUAGACUCAGUAAACGUGUACCCACACCUGGAGAGGGAGGCAACGGCCUCAUGUUCCAGGGUUUUAUAGGAGGUAGAAAGCAGAACAAAAAUAAGAAAUCUCUGUAAACUUUAUUUAUUUCUCCUCUUUAUUCCUCUAAUUCACCAGUAACCCACUUAACUCCCCUCACCUCUGCCUUUUUUAACACUGAUUAUGUGUGUGACCUCUCACAGACAUCGUUUGUAAAACUAAUAAUUCUGCAGCAGAAUAUUUUUGGAGACUAUUUGCUGUACAGUAUUUGUAAGCUCUAUUUUUAUAUAUUACUUUAUUGGGUGGGUGAAAAUAUGCUUUUUUGUUGUUUUUGCUAGUUUUAUGUUUACUUCUUUGAAGAAAUGUUGCAUGAAACUGACUUGAACUGUAAAUAAAAUGAUCAAGUUUUGGAAA
Molecule: messenger RNA, 10202 nt
Organism: Nothobranchius furzeri (turquoise killifish)
Lineage: Eukaryota; Metazoa; Chordata; Actinopteri; Cyprinodontiformes; Nothobranchiidae
Gene: rnf24
Product: ring finger protein 24
Molecular function (GO): zinc ion binding
Source: RefSeq, a predicted model, not a curated record